This is a messenger RNA of Plasmopara halstedii, 5037 nucleotides long. Its product is annotated as nucleoside diphosphate. The record is from RefSeq and is a predicted model, not a curated record. Lineage: Eukaryota; Oomycota; Peronosporomycetes; Peronosporales; Peronosporaceae. Gene Ontology annotation, cellular component: centrosome. Bases 1 to 5037 code for a protein of 1678 amino acids. The transcript has 5 exons.
AUGGAUCUGCCUGUACCAAUGCCCGCCACAGGUUCGCUCGAGAACGAAGCGGUAAUGUCUAAAUCAUCAUUUCCAGGGGAUUCUGAUGGACAAGACGUGAAGCUUCCAGCUGUUCCGGGAUUUACCUGCCAUUGGGAUGUGGCGGGUGAUCUCCACUUUGCUCCUGGUGUGACAGUCGCAUUAGAAGGUGAUGAUUGUUUGCUGCACAUUGGGUCAGGUCAAAUGGUCCUGUUGGGCACUCAAGCGACAUUAAUGGCUUCGUCACUCAGCAUUGUGGCGUCAUUUGUGCAUCUCGAGGUGCAAGCAAAGAUCUCAGCAUCUUAUAGCGGUGCAUUUCGUGAUGGCCAGGGACUCUUUACUGGGACGGACAUCUUUGGUGCUAGUCAUGGCGGAGGUGGCGGUCAGCGACUAAUUGCAAAUGAUACGAUGCUAACAGAGCAAACGACUCGAGGAUUCUUUGAUGUUCGAGGGCGUACAGUGGAUGUGGAGCUUGUUGAAGAUAAGGAAGCACUGUUGAAGCAGAGCAGUGCCGGGUGGCAAUUAGCCGAGUUAUGGGCAAAAGAGAGAGCCUUAAUGACAGAUCCAGAAAAGCUGACGUCGUCGUCGGAAGAGUCAGAGGACAUGAGUGCAAUAAUUGCGCCGUUCUUACUUGGGAGUGGCAGUCGUGCUGUCAUCACUGGAGAUAAUUCGAGCAUACACAAUGUCACGGUUGACGGAGGUGGUCGAAUUCAAAUUAAAGCAUCGAAAGAUGUCGUUGUGAUGGAAAGCGCUGCGAUUCAAGCUAACGGUGCCUCCGCAAUCGACGGAGUGAGCGGGGGCUCAGGGGGUUCGAUAGUAAUUUUUGCGAACGCCUUAUCUGUGAGCGGAAGAGUCCAGGCGAAGGGAGGUGACGCUUUUUGCACCGACAAAGCUAUCGAACGAGGCAUUACGCAUUGUUAUCCGGCUGGUGGCGGCGGGCGUGUACAGAUCACAUAUAUGUCUAGUCAGCUCGAUACAAAUGCUGUCGAUACGACUGGAGGCACGCUAAAUACAAACUUGGUGAAGGAAUUGCUGGCAAACAAGAAUCGCUUUCGCCACGUACAGGUGUCAGCAUUGGCUGGUGCAGCGGGUACGUACUACCAGGUAGUCCAACAUUCGGACGGUGUGCAUGAAGCUCAGCUUUUUAUUAGUAAUGACAUGCAGCGGCUGUGGCCGACUCGUGUUUACAGGGACGAUGAUGGACCUCUGGAAAUACAGGAUAUGGAUACGGUUGUUGGUGGUGCUGUGACGAGCUUAGACGUUGGACAUAGUGAGGCAGAACACAUUGAUGCAGUCACGAUUACAGACGGUGCGGUCGUCGCAACGGGAUGUCUGAAAUUAGCAGAAGGAGACCUGAGGGUGCUCAAUGGUUCUCUUCUAUUGGAUUCAUUACUUGUCGGCUUACCCCACCAGUUACCAGAUUCAAUAAGCAUAAAUAGCGAUGACAAACCGCCUCUUCUGCAAAUUCGUGCGCGAGACAUGAUUGUAUCUAGCGAAGCAAAACUUAUGAUGCCGACUAGCGCCUUGCAAAUCUCGGCCCGAACUGUAUCAAUGGAUACAACCGCUACACUUGAGUUUACAUGGAGUACUCAGAUUGUUACAAGCCAGAAUAUUCACCUUGAUGCCAACAUUUCCAGUAUUUCCGAUCCAAUUGUUGCUGCACCUACCUCAGCAACCAUCACUCAGCUGUUUAACACUAAAAUGCUGGUCUUGCUUAGUGACGGCGACAUUUUUCUUGGUGGUGUUAUUGCGGUUGGUGCGUUAUCAGUUUCGUCGGACUUUUCCAUUACAAUUAAUGGCCAUGUUGAAGCAAUAAAUUAUCCGAGCAUUAAGUCAAUUUUUCGUACUUGCAAAGAGCAAGAGGAGCUCAAUUUGUACUAUACAAAUGUUGCGGCGGAAAAAUCUGGCAGUAACUCUGGGAACGAAACAACGAUACCAAGCAUACCAACUGCUUUGCCGAGCAAAAGUAAUUACACUAUCAUUUUCAAUGCGCGAAAAUCAAUUUAUUUGGGAGAGGCGGAAGAAAAACGACAGCAAUUGGGAAAUCAGCUGCAGCAAGAUGACGGAAUGGCUCUACCGCCACUUGGUUAUGUUAGUGGCGGUGCUGUCCUAAUGUGUGCAAUUGACUCUAUCGAGAUAUCAAGUGGUUCGAUUGUGUCAGCAGACGGCACUGGAGAGCUGGCGAAUCAAGGCCCUGGCAUGGGGAUGUGCGUAAACUCCAUUGGCGGAGGUGCUGGAUAUGGUGGUCGUGGGGCUGAUUCAAGUGUUGUUACAAGUUUUGGCAACUACGCCUCAGGUGGGCUGCCUUAUGGUACGCGAUCUGGUUUAGGUAUGCUAGGCUCCGGUGGUGGUUGUGUGGACGGUGGAAAUGGUGGUGGUCUUGUUAUGCUUGGUGCCUCAGGCCUUGUUCUUAAUGGUGAAAUCCGUUGUAAUGGUGAUGGUGGAGCAAACGGUGCAGGAGGAGGCUCAGGAGGUUUUUUGGGGCUAUCUGUCGCACAAUAUUUACGUGGACACGGACACAUUAGCGCUGUUGGCGGUGGUUCUGAAUGCACCGAUAGUUCAGCAAGUUUAUUUAGCAAACCAAUUUGGAAAGAACCAAAAAUUCUUUCAGGAGAGGCUCAAUAUGAUGCCGCUGAUGAGCAGACAGAAGCUCAACUACCGAGCUUAAAAACUGUUCCUCGGCUUUGCGGCGGGGGUGGCGGUGGUGGACGCUUACAGCUCACAGGGUGUGAAUUAAGCACUUUUGAUCGAUGCACAAGGGAGUUUGAUGGGAAUUAUACUGUAGCAGGAGGUGCUACCUCGUACCGCUUAAGCAGUGAUGAUGCUUCCGAGUUGCCUUUGCCAACACCUGCGUCCGCUGAUUCUGACACAUCCAUCGUUCCUGCUGGUGCGAGUGGAUCUUUCUUUGGCUUCCCUUGCCCUCCAGGAUCUGGUGGUCUCUUUUGCCGCUUGUGUUCCGUGGGCAAAUACAAAUCAGAAAGCAAUAGCGCGGAAUGUGUUGUAUGUACAAACGCACCAGCUAACGCGCAUUACGUUGGCAAGGGCUCUACAAGUGCGCGCUGUGAUUGGGCGUGUGACCCUGGCUACUCGGGAUACUAUUGUGUAUCGCCUAUUCAACAGUUGCUUGACGCAUGCGGAUACGCCUGUCGAAAUCGCAAGGAGCCAUCAUAUACACGGAUGUACAAUAGCAGAGGAGCAAAAGAACACAUGGCAAGGCUUUAUCUAGCGGGAUAUAAUGACCCAGAUUCUCCGCUAAAACUCCGUACAACAGUUCCGCCGAAUUUGAAGAAGGUUCUGUACGAUGUUGAAUUUAAAAAUUUAGCCGAUCGUAUCAACCGUGUAUUGGCAUGGCAACGCGGUCCUUGCUCUAGCUGGGGAAAGAUUGUGUACUUUUUAGUGGCAGCAUUACUGUAUCCUUUUGCAUCCGAGGUAAAGUUGUUUCGGAGACAUAUUCGUGUUAACGAGCUCAAGCGAAUCGUAGCGAGAAUUGUUGUACAAAGAAAGCUCUCAGUCUGUCUGCGUUGUGGAACGUAUUUCUCGCCGUUUUACUUGGAUCCAAACGAUUUGCUUGUUCGCUCGAUUCCACAAUGCCCCGAGCUGACAGCAUUUAUCGAUGAACCGUGGAUUGAAUUCGUUGCUGAGCUGAAUGAGUUAUUACGCGUCGUGCAACGAGAAAAAGGCUCCCUUGUACAGUCACUCACUCCUGUAGCCGUGUAUCUUGAGAAGCAGCGUGUUCGGUCGUCCUUGGGAAGCAAUAUGGGCAAACUUGGUGGGCUUCGCAUCUAUUUGGGUCGGUUUUAUGUCCAGGACGAGUUCAACAUGGGUGAGGAGUUCAAACUUGGUCUUUUUUUAACUACGGCCAACGACUCACUUGACAACGUCAGCAGUCAAAAUAAUUUCCAGCAAUCUCACUCGCAGUUCCAGCCUUCCUCAAGUCGAUACAGCUAUGGCAGCAAUCACUCGAAGGAAUUAAAUAAUUUUAACGUAAAUGACGUUUACGGUUAUGGACGUGGAGACUCUCUGGAAUACCCGGGUCCCCGCCGUGACGACGGUACUAUUGAAAAUGGUGCCAUGCUCAAUGACAUGGGCGGAUGGGGAAGUGCACUGAGUAACCCUAGUUCGUCUUCUCGUGGAAAGGGUCGUAGUGCAAAUGAAAGUGCCAACGAAGCCUCUCCCAACCCGGUGAGCAGUAUUCGAGAAGAGGCGCUGCGUAUUCGAUCUUCUAGUUCACACGGAGAUGCUUUAGUAGGCAAUAGUACCUCUGGGCGCGGUGAAAACUCAGAUGAUGUUCUAAUGCUUACGGGUUCUGGAACGACGAAGGGUAAACAACCAAGUAAAGCAGUCCACCGUACGUUUUAUGAAGGAUGGCUUGGCCCUGUAGAUGCAUCACUUCCUAUACCUGGAGUGCUGAUUUGCGCCGACGAGCUACAAGAGCGCCUUGCAGAUCGGACUCCUCGUCAGAUCUUCAUUUCAUUUCUUCGCAUGCAUCUGUUACCUCGCAAUGUGCCACGCAGCAGUUCACUCAAUCUGUCGUGGAUGCUCAGCAUUUCGCUUUUGACAUUAUUGAUGGUUGAUUUGGCUAUUACAUUUGCCAUCUUGGUAAAUCUUAAGUGCGUCACUGAAGGUGAAGUCGAUCAUGACUGCAGUGCUUCGAUCAUGGUGCCGGUGCUGCUUGUGCCACCACUUGCGCUCGUCCUGUCUCCCAUUGUGGGCAUCAUUUCACUGGCUCUGUUCUCGUCAACAUUCACACGUCGAUUUUCGGUGUGGAAUGCGCUUUCUAUGAUUAGUGUAGGAAUUGCUAUUCUAGCAUGCAUUACGCAGUCAAGUCGACUUGUGGCUCCAUGGUUUGCUGGUCCUCUCCCUUUGCUACCAGUAAUUGGCAUGGGGGUCAAGGCUGGCCAAGCAUAUCUCGUCGAGCGAUACAUUGCGUUUCAAGAGACUCAACGCCGACGUCGCGGCUGGCGUGGCAUUAUGAAGCGCCGGCUCUCAGACGCCAGUAUUCCUACAGAGUCCCCGUAG